Messenger RNA from Pistacia vera, 513 nucleotides. RefSeq names its product rust resistance kinase Lr10-like. The record is from RefSeq and is a predicted model, not a curated record. Gene Ontology annotation, molecular function: ATP binding; protein kinase activity. NCBI's taxonomy places the organism in Eukaryota, Viridiplantae, Streptophyta, Magnoliopsida, Sapindales, Anacardiaceae. Gene Ontology annotation, biological process: protein phosphorylation. The coding region runs from base 1 to 513 and encodes 170 amino acids. The transcript is spliced from 2 exons.
AUGGAGUUGGGAGAAGCUACUAAACAUUGCAAUUGGUGUUGCACGUGGAAUAGAAUUUCAGAUUUUAGGCUUGCCAAGCUAUGCUCAAAAGAACAAAGCAUCGUAUCAUUGACAGCUGCUCGAGGAACUGGUUAUAUUGCUCUAGAGCUCUUCUCCAGACACUUUGGAGUGGUAUCUUAUAAGUCUGAUGUGUAUAGCUAUGGAAUGAUGUUAUUAGAGAUGGUUGGAUGCCAAAAGAAUAUGGAUAUUACAAUUGAGAGUGAAAGCCAAAUUUACAUUCCUCAGUGGAUCUACAACAAAAUGGGCCAAGGAAAGGAGCUUUAUCUAGAAAUUGAGGUAGUUGGAGACGAGGAAAUUGCCAAGAAGCUUGCAAUUGUUGCACUUUGGUGCAUUCAAUGGAUUCCAACAGAGAGGCCUUCAAUGCCAAUGGUUAUACAAAUGCUUGAAGGUGACUCACAAAGCUUAGAGAUGCCUCCGAGGCCUUUUGUUUCUUCAGAUGUUGAAAUGUGUUAA